AUGCCACUUUUAGCCCCUUCAUCUUCCGCAACCCCUUUCUGUUUUUCUCAACUGAAAACUCACAAUUCAAAUUCCCAAACAAGGUUUUCCUCUAAUUCAUUCACCCCUUUUCAAAACAUAACCAUUCCCCUUCAUAAAACAAGACACAAAGGUUCAAACUUUACACACAAAUUUUCAUCAAAAUGCAAUGGGCAGGAUGAUGAUUCAUACACCGAAGAAUACACUAUGUCCCUUGAUUGGGAUGAUGAAGAAGAAAUUGCAGACGAUGACAAAAAAAUCGAGGAUACUGAGUCGCCAUGGGAAGGUGCAAUCAUAUACAAGAGAAAUGCUUCAGUUUUACAUCUGGAGUAUUGCACUACUUUGGAGAGAUUAGGUCUAGGAAGGCUUUCAGAUGAUAUCACAAAAAAUAAAGCUUCUGUUAUGGGAUUGCGAAUUGCGAAAACAGUGAAGGAUUAUCCUAAUGGAACUCCUGUUCAGGUUUCUGUUGAUGUUACCAGGAAGAAGAAGAAAUUGAGGCUUGAUGGGAUCAUCAAAACUGUCAUCAAACUUCCGUGUAAUAGGUGUGGCAGGCCAUUUGGUGAGGGGAUAUUCUCCGAGUUCUCUCUUUUACUCACCGAAGAACCACCUAUUUAUGAUCCCAAGAGUAACAAUUUGGGUGUCAUUUUUGGGGUAGACAAAAUUUCAACCCUUGGAAAAAGUGAAGAGGAAGACGAAGACGCAUUAAUUGAUCCGGACGAUCAACUAUAUUUUCCUCGCGGAGAGAAACAAAUUGACAUUUCAAAAAACAUAAGAGACAUGGUGCAUCUUGAGAUUGACAUAAGUUCAGUAUGUGAUCCUGGGUGCAAAGGUAUGUGCAUGAAAUGCGGUCGAAACUUUAACACCGGGAGUUGUAGCUGUAGUAGUAAAAAGGAAGUAAAAGAAGAAAGCUUUGGCCCGUUUGCAAAUUUAAGAGAGAAGAUACAAUUGAAACAAUCUUGA
This is a messenger RNA of Vicia faba (fava bean), 978 nucleotides long. NCBI's taxonomy places the organism in Eukaryota, Viridiplantae, Streptophyta, Magnoliopsida, Fabales, Fabaceae. The record is from the annotation of a GenBank genome assembly.